This is a messenger RNA of Candidula unifasciata, 3765 nucleotides long. The record is from the annotation of a GenBank genome assembly. NCBI's taxonomy places the organism in Eukaryota, Metazoa, Mollusca, Gastropoda, Stylommatophora, Geomitridae.
AUGAAGUUAUAUCCAAAGAUAAUCACAGGUGCCCUGCACGCACACAACAAGGAUGCAUGUGACUGGGGAUGGCAAGGUUGCUUAGCAUACGGAUGUCAAAAUUUGGUCACAAUAGUGGAGCCUAAAACAGUACAGGUAAUUCAGGUGUUAGACAAGCACAAAGGUGUAGUAACUCAGGUCAAAUGGGCACACGAACAUUAUCACCAUGACCUUUACUCUCCGUACACUUUGCGCCUGGCAUCCUCAGACACACAUGGACAGAUCAUUGUGUGGGAUGUAGGUAUGGGAGCUGUGAGAUCAGAAUUUACUGAUGGAAACAAACCAAUUUUGGGGAUGCAAUGGCUGAGCAACCAGGAUGCCUGUCGAGAUCUUCUUGUUUGCCUGCAUCCGCCGUACUCACUUAUUCUGUGGAAUGCUGAUACAGGCAUUAAGCUGUGGAAGAAAUCGUACACAGAAAAUUUGCUGAGCUUUACGUUUGACCCAUUCAACAGCAAGAACCUGGCAUUUCUUGGUCAGGACUGUAUUGUGUUUGUAUCUGACUUCACAAUCAACAAAACCCCAUCAAGCAAUGGGAAGAAAUUCUACAUUUCUAAUCCAAGCCAGGCUGUAGGAAUGUCCCGAUCAUCAAGUGCAAAUAAUUUGGAAAGAAAAUCUUCCACAACCUCAACAUCUUCAUCAAAGAACCUUGCUAAAAGGAUGAGCAGAAUACUUGGAGAAAGCAAACCAAAGAGCUCGCCAGAUGAAGAGAUAGUGUCCUUGAAUGAGUGUCUUCAGCUUUGCUUUCAUCAUUCAUGUCGCCACCACCUGAUGUUGCUCUACCCUCGAGAGAUGCUUAUUUUGGACCUGGAGAUCAAUCAGACUGUCGGAAUUAUUGCACUAGACAGAUCCAGCUCCUCCUUCACGAUGGUGAUAUCUUGCUGGCAGAGGGACGUGUUAAUGUGCCUGCAUGAGAAUGGGAGUGUCUCCAUGAGAGUCAGAAGAAGGAACAAUGCAGUCACUACACCAGCUCCAGAAGGUCAUGGAGCAUUUGAUGACACACCAACACAGCUGUCCAUGGAGGUAGCUUAUGACCUGCGCUGUCAGUCUGACCCCCUGCGGGUGACCAGGCACAAUAAAAUCUAUGGCGCUACCCUGUGUCCUGUUUCUGAGAGGAUGAUUUCCUUGAUCAUGAGCGACAGCCGCGUAUUGAUCUGGGAAUUGAACGGUGUUCAGUUGACGGGGAAUGAAACAAGUGUUCUGCCACCCCUGCUAAGUCCAGGCUGGGAUGUGAAAAUUCCAUUAAACACCGCAGACAUCUCGUUUCCGUUGAACCCAGCUCUUCCACACCCACAGUUGGCUUUGGCAGAUAUUAUCGGAACAUCCCAGACCUCAGAGUUUGGCCUCUCAGGACCACCAGUACAGCUGAAGUUUCUUCUGACCGGCUUGACCAGUGGCAUCUCAGCUCAUGUGACUGUCAUUAGGAUGUGUCCGCCCCUGACCAAUCGGAAUAUUCAUUCUUACCAACCAUUUAUGGCUUUAGGUACACACUCAGGCUGUAUUCAGAUUGUCAAUGUGGACAGUGGUCAGGUUGAGAGGGAGUAUAACUUGCAUUCCAGCCCAGUCAGAGGUAUUGAGUGGUCUGGUCUUAAAUCGUUUGUAUCGUAUGCUUACUCAAAUCCUGGACCUUCCAACCUUGUCAAGAAUGAAAUCUAUGUGCUUGAUAUUAUCACCGGUAAACAAGAACAGUUACGAACAAACAAGGAAAAUGAAUCACCUAUUGAAAUGCUGAUCAUAUCACACCAGAAGCUGUACUUCAUCCUGCUGUUUAAGGACAAACCACUUGAACUGUGGGAUUUGAGAUCAAGGACUAUAAUCCGUGAGCUCCCUCGCAACUUUCCAAGACCUACUACUGCCGUGUGGUCCCCCUCUCACAGUCUUAAGACCCUGCGGAAGAAGCUUCUGGAUUACGGUGAUGAUGACAAAUCUGCAGUGACAUCGUCAGCAUCUAGCAAUAUAAUGACAGCUUCUGUUGAUUCUCAGGAAGAGAAGGAGAAGAAAGAGCAUCGGAAGAAUGGGGUCAGAGAGCACUUUGUCAUGACAGACAAAGAAGGGACUGUCUUUCACUUUAUUGUUGAAGGAACUGCCAUUUCUGAUGUAACAAAGAUACCGCCUGAGAGUGGUUUGUCAAGGAUUACUGCCCUUGCCUGGAAGAAUGAUAACUUGAUUUUUGGAGAUUCUGAAGGCUUGCAGUGUUUGUGGGAUCUGAAGGCAAAAAUCUCAAGAACAACUCCAACAAACAGAGGCUGGAUCAAGAAGAUCCGUUUUGCCCCAGGACGAGACAAUAUGACCUUUUUCACCCUGCACAAUGAUGGUGUUUUAAUAUGGGAGAUUGGCUUCGAAGGAAAGUCCAACAUCAUACAUUCUAUUAAAAGUCCUGGCGAGAUCAGUAAAGUGGUGGACAUUGACUGGGCUGGAUCAGAUCGUCCAACAUUAAUUACUUCACACAGCACUUUGCACAUCUGUGACAUUACAAUGAAGUUGGCCACAUCCAGUGCAGAAGAUUGGGUCCCUCGAGAACCUGUAUUUUUACCUCACCUCCUGCCCGGACGUCUCUGCCAGGCCAUCAAAUGCUUACUUCAGCAUCAGGCUUGGAGAAGUGCAAAUUCUCUUUCAGUGGCUGGAGUACUGGAGCAUGACAAGCUCUCACAGAAGGUUGUUGCUUCACAACUAAAUCUGAUUGAUAAGGAUUUAACUAAUUAUCUGCCAGUUUGCAAGUUUGGAACUGCUCAUCGUUGUCUUUUGGUUGCCAGACUUUUUGGGGAUGAGUCAGAAGUACAUUUUUGGACAGUCGCUUUGUAUUAUUUGAGAUACUUUCGAGCACAUGGCACAGUUAAGGAUGGAAACAGAGAGUUCACAGGAGGUCAGGAGGGCCUUGACCUUAUUACCUUGGACGAUUCCUCACAUGCCAGGAAAGCAGAAGCUGUUUUAUUUAGAGACCAGCCUCUGGAACGUUGCUAUGAUACUCUGUGUGACAACCACAGUUUUAAGAAAUACCAGCUUGACCGCGUACAUCUUCAAGACAACAAGCGGGCAACAGUGGAGCAUACGCAGAAAUGUGCAGACAGCUAUGUGCAGCUGGGUCAGAGCGACAGGGCAGUACAGCUGCUCCUGGAGACUGAAUCAGAGUCAGAUAACUACUACAUUGAUUGUCUGAAAGCUUGUCUAGUGGCCAGUGUCAAAUCCUCUGGGGCAUCUCAAAGUACCAUCAAGCUGGUAGCCACAAACCUUAUUGCCAGUGGGCGUCUCACAGAAGGUGUUCAGUUGCUGUGUCUCAUCAACAAGAGCCUGGAUGCCUGUCGGUAUCUGCAGACUUACGGAGCUUGGGAUCAUGCCGUGUGGCUGGCUAAGGCAAGUUUAGAACCAAACGACUGUGCAGAAGUGCUGAAAAGAUGGGCUGAGCACCUGAGUAGCCCUCAAGUCAAUCAGAAGAGCAAGUCAGUGCUGGUUCUGUUGAGCCUGGGCCAGUUUCAAAAAGUGCUGGAGGUGUUGUACAGUAUGAGAAAUUUUGAUAGAGCAGCCUUGUUCUUGGAAGCCUGCUUGGAAUUUGGCCUGUUGAAACACACUGAGAACACAGGUUCUCUAUAUGAGGCGGUCUAUCUGGAGUAUGCCCGCUACCUGAUAAACCUCGGCCUUGGACCAGCUGCAGAACACUAUUGUCACAAAGCUGGGGAAAAGGGGCAGCAACUGCUACAGGAAGUCCAUAUUCUGUUUCCUGCGCCACUGUGA